AUGCCGAGGGCAUCAGCACUUUGUCCCUCCAAAUGUUUGUGUCCUCUUGAGUUAGCCAGGUGCGCUCCAGGAAUCAGCCUCGUGCCAGACGGCUGUGGAUGCUGCAAAGUUUGCGCGCGGCAGCUCAAUGAGGACUGCAGCAAGACAGAGCCAUGCGACCACAUCAAGGGACUGGAGUGCAACUUUGGGUCUGGUUAUGGCACAGCUAAAGGCAUCUGUCGAGCCAAAUCAGAUGGAAGACCCUGUGAGUACAACAGCAAGAUCUACCAGAAUGGAGAGAGCUUCAGUGCCAACUGCAAGCACCAGUGUACGUGCAUGGAUGGUACCUUGGGGUGUGUGUCCCUGUGCCCCCAGCAGCUCUCACAGCCCAAACUGGGCUGUGCCGAACACAAGCCGGUCAAAGUGCCUGGUCGCUGCUGUGAGGAGCUGGUCUGCCCUGAGGAGGAGGGGAAAGUGGUGGGCUCAGCCUCAGUUGAAAAGAAGGUCAGCAAAGAUGGCUGCAAGGAUAAACAUUCCGAUGAUGACCUCACAAAGAGAAACGAGCUGGUGUCUGUCAUCAGAGGACUCAAUUCUUUAGCUGCUUUCAGGAGUAAGCCUGAGAGUCGCCUGAUGUCCAAGGGGAACAGGAGGUGUGUGGCUCAGACCACAGCCAAGUCCCUUUGCUCUAAGUCCUGUGGUACAGGAGUUUCCUCCAGGGUCACCAACAACAACAGCCAGUGCAAGCUGGUGAAGGUGACUCGUCUCUGUGAGGUCCGCCCAUGCUCCCAGUCAGCCUACUCCAUCCUGAAAAAGGGUAAGAAGUGCAGUCGCAUUGCGAAGGCCAGCCGUCCAGUGAAGCUGAGCUAUGCAGGCUGCAGCAGCGUGAAGAAGUUCCACCCAAGGUACUGUGGUUCUUGUCUGGACGGGCGCUGCUGCACCCCUCAGCAGACCCAGACUGUAGCCGUUCGCUUCCGCUGUGAGGACGGAGACACUUUCAGCAAGGACGUCAUGGUCAUAGAGUCCUAUUCAUGUGACUUUAACUCUCCUCAUAACAACAAGAAGCCCUCUGGGCUCUCCAAUGAUAUCCGCAAAUCCAGAGGCUGAGGGGAAGGGAAGGUUGAGGGUUCCACACCCUGUACGUAAACUAGGAUUACAAAGGGGUGCGAUGACAGGGAGUAAGGAUAACUCCAUAUGUGCACUGCUAUGCUGGAGACAUUUAUUUUGAGGAUUUUUUUAUGAAUUGCUUCGUAAUAUUGGAGUGUUUUUGGCUGCUUCGAUAUGGAGCGUUAUGUUAUGUUGUAAUAUUUCAGUUCAAUGACAACUUGUUUUGUUUAUUCAAACAAGGCAUGAGAUGCACUCAAGUUUUGUACGCAUGUCUAUCUUUGCGAAUAUAUUUGUAUUUUUGUACAGUCAAAAUAUGAAAACAUCUGCUUUGUGGCAGCUACUAAAAUGAUUUAAUCAUGAGUAGAUGUGUGUCAAAUAUAAAUAAGUGCAAUUGUUUUUAACCCUCCCGUUGUCAUAGGGUCAAAAUGACCCGC
Molecule: messenger RNA, 1517 nt
Organism: Coregonus clupeaformis (lake whitefish)
Lineage: Eukaryota; Metazoa; Chordata; Actinopteri; Salmoniformes; Salmonidae
Product: CCN family member 1-like
Exons: 5
Coding region: 1-1083 (360 amino acids)
Biological process (GO): signal transduction
Cellular component (GO): extracellular region
Molecular function (GO): protein binding
Source: RefSeq, a predicted model, not a curated record